CUCUGUGAUGCAGGCCUGCCCACUUACAGUGAGCCCACAAACCUCAGAUCUCAGCUGCCUCAGGCAGCCCCUGAGAUUCACACUAUGAAGAAGGUUCUCUCCAUUCUCAAUAGCUCCAUUCUCAAUAGCUCCAUUCUGACUAACGUUACAGAAUCAUGGUUGAGUUUCAGCUCGGUCUUCGUGGACCUUUACCCCAAAUGCAUCAUUCUGAGUGUAGUAGGGCUGCUGUUUUUGUCCCUAAGGUACCUGAUACUGAAACCCUUCUUACCCACACAGACCAGCCAAGGAACCAGGAAGCAACAGGGCAGAGCUAAGAGGGAAAGGAGAACAUCAUUUAAAGACUACAGUAGCGCAGGUGCUUCCCUUAGAAGAGAUGGGAUGCCCACCUCUCUUGUCUUUCAUUCCAAACAACCUACACACCCCUGUCUUCCAGAAUUCAGAAGCUUCCAUGGAGAAGCGCAGGAGCGGAGGAAGCUGCAGUCCAUUGUGCAAAGCCCCUGUGGACGGCUCUAUGACCCCUCCUACUUCCGUCGAGUGCUUUGUCAUGAUCCCUGCUGUGAUGUGUGCAAUGGAGCCACGGUGAAGGUCAGGCGACUGCUCUCAUGGGCCAGCCUAGAAGACUGCUCUGCCUCUGCAUCCAGCAUGGCUUCCACAGCUUCCGUGACUGAGAACUCAUUCAGUCUCUCUUCUUCCCUCUCCCCGAGCCCUUCAGGAUAUCAGUUCUCAUCUUUUUCACUUGUGCCUCCUCCCCCUCCCCCCUCCAUUCUCUCAACUAACAAGCUCGCCUCCUUGGAAGACAUUCUUUUGGGCACACCACAAGGUGACCCUCUGCCAUCAGAGUCCAUUCUCACAAGCACUAGCUUCCCACUGCAUCACCUCCUACCUCACCCAGUUCCCACAUCUCCUUCAGAAGCACAGCUUCCCACUCGGCCAACAGAAGGGCCUUUAAGACCAGAAAACAUUCUGUCCUUGGCUGGCAGCCAUGGUGACCGGUUUCUCCAUGCAACAACGAGUAAGGAUGCUUGUGAUGACUUGCCAGAGUCCUACCAGCAGCAGAAUGGUGCUCAGAACUCCUGCCCAUCCCAGCUGAAAUGCUUAGUUAACGCAGAGAUACCCAACCACCACUCUUCGGAAGACUUCUGGCAGGGACAAGCCUCACCCCAUUUCACAGUGCCUGAAAACCUCCUGAAAAUACUUGAGAGGCAAGAGGACAGUCAGGCUGACGUUCCGACACUGAAGGACGGGAAGAGAGAAGCAAAACCUUUCCAAAAGGAACUUGCAGUUUGGGAGAAAAAAACAGAGCCAACUGCUGCUCUACAGAACUCGAGAGACCCCUUUCCCCUAGGGAGCACCAGAGCCCUACUCAGCAAGCUGAAUUCUCAGCCGGGGCUUGUUCAAGUGCAGACCCCCAGAGGCCAGUUGUUAGAGGCCAUGCCCACGCAGCACUUCUGGGGCCUCCCUUAUCUCCACAGCGAGUCCAUGAGCUGCAUCACUACCCUGUCAUCUCACUGCUCCUCCAUGUGCAUCUGGUUCAACAGAACCACAGACUCCCCAGCCCUGGCUCCCCCCUCACCUCUGCCCUUGCCUGAAAGAAAACCACAGACUCCAUCUCAGUCCCAGAGUACCCAGCUUGCCACACCCCAGGCUCAGCUUCAAACAGUCCCAGAGCCAUCACCUUCCUCUCAAUCUCAGGUUAGAGUCUGCGGUGUGUAUUUUCGCAGAUCCCAGGAGACAAAAACUCUAUUACAAUCGGAAAUCCACCAUCUGGAGUACAAUGUGAUGGCAAAGGAACCAGACAGGGAGUGGGCUUUACCUGCUGUGGUCCAAAAACCUCAGGGAGAAAUUUGUCUCCCUCCUUCCAAGCUCUCCUUGGCCAUACAGUCCUCCAAGAUCCAACCUCCCAGGUCAGUUUCUCCUAAAGACUUCCCCCUGACUGAUGGGUUCCAGAAGAAGUUCGAGCAGCACCUUCGAAAGAGGCUCAUCCUACAGCGCUGGGGCCUGCCUCAGGGGAUCUAUAAGUCUCAGCUGUGGUGGAGUCCUGACCCUUCAGAAUCAUCUAUGAGCAGCUCUGGGCUCUCUGGCUUUAAGCACAAAGACAACAAAGGCCCUCCCAACACCGUGUCGAGCCAAUCUGGAAGUCCCCAAGAGAGGUCUAUCUCUAUAGAGAAAAAAACAGUAAAGGCACAAGAUCAGACUCUAAAGAUUAUCCAAAAAUAUCUCUGCAGUAACUCCAAGACUGCUUUAGACAACGCCCUGCCGUCUGACCAGGAGAUAAACCUACAGGACAGCUCAGGCAGUCUGUCAGACAAACCUUCAGGGACCUCACAGGUGAGCCAAUGUCGGAAGAAAUUUGAAACUGACACGAAUUUGAAAAACCACAUCGAUGAAACCAACAAAGAUCAGGUCCCUGCCACUAUAUCUAUAUCAGGGCAUCGUCCUCUUCAUUUUAACUCAUGUGUGGGUAAGAAAGAAAACAAGGCUGAGAGACAGCCACCUUCUGAUAACAAGGAUGAGCACACCAAGAGAAUUCCAGUGUCUGGCGUGCAGCAGACACCUGCUGUCUUAGACACCACCAUCCUGAAGGAGUCGGAGGCCAAAAAACCCAGCCCUGAUGUGCCCAAAAUGUCGGCUAGGACUGGCCCUGUGCCAGUGGGUAAGAGCAUAAGUUGUAGUAAAAUAGUCCUGGGGCUUCAAGGAAAAAAGAUGGAUGACAAACACAUAUUUGUAUCCAACAAAGUCAGUAACAUAGUCAAAGAGCAGCUCGGUGGCCUUCAACCACAACCUACCAAGUUCUGGAAUGCCAGUCAGCACAAGAGUGCCAAAGAGGCAGAUGGGGAGACACCAAAAGCACAAAGUACCCUGUUAGCUGGAAGGGCCCCGGAAGGAAAAUCAGAUCCCCAGGACGUUAGUUGUCAGGUGUCCACGGAAGAGAAAUUUGAAUCAGAAAGCAGUCAGCCCAUCCAAGCUCUAGAACCCCCAAAAGAUGCGCUGCUUGUCCCGGAUAAACUCACUCACAAGCCUUUAGCCGUUUAUGACCAGAGCCCUUCCAGGGCUCCUAAGAGCUCCGCUCAGGUGGAGCCACAGGAGCCCGGGAUGCCUGCUCACACCUUAGGCAAAGCUUUGAAAAAGGACAGUCCUCUACCAGCCAAGAGGGUGUGGCCUGCACGGAAAAUAGAAGAGCUUGCUUCAGAGGCUGCAGGGCCUGAGAAGUUACAACCCAAUGGGAAGAGUCACCAUGCACAGGACAGCCUGACCCCGGGGAACCGAGGGAAAGGGCCUGUCCCAUCGCGGCCCGUAAAGGCUCCGUCUCCUCCUGAACCUCAGUUCAGGAAGCACGUCAAACACUUUUUCCAGUGGCUUUCUCCUGACAGAAAAGGCAAAGGACAGGAAGCAUUCCUGAAAAAGGAUGCUUCCCAGUCGUCAUUAAUGCACGACUCUGAAGUAAAGGGGAGAGCUACCUUUCCUGGGAACACUGUAGCUCAGAAAGCUACGAGAGACUUUGGGAAGGUCCCCAAGGAGCAACCAGGGCACAGGCAUGGUGCUGCAGAUACCAUGCGUCCCCGUGCGCCCUCAUCUCCGCCCUCCAAGCCUAUGAAAACUAAGCCGAAGAAAGAUUGGGUCCCGACAGAUCCAGUCCUGGGACGCCAGUUCCACUCCCAAGCAUCCCUCUCUAAAGUGCCAGGCCCCAGGUCCCACAACCAGGCCGCUGCUGCUUUCGUUGGUCAAAAGAGAGGCGUGGCAGAAAUGGCCAGACAGUCCCAGAAAUGUGAGGCUUUACAGCCUCGCCCACCCGUGUCCCAUAAAGAGUCAGAACUGCACCAAAAUCUCCUGAGUCGAGCUGGGAAAGUGCCUCGGGGGACGCCCCCCUUCGCUGUAGGAACGAUGUUGGCAGACAUGUCCCGGCUAUGUGAACAGAAAAUUCUGGCUCAGAAUUUCACUGGAAAAGGGCUGGUUCCCCAGAAAUCAUCCACCUCUUAACAGCACUCAGUACCCUCAAUAAAUGUUUUCAUGAAGUGA
Messenger RNA from Mastomys coucha (southern multimammate mouse), 4017 nucleotides. Its product is annotated as spermatogenesis-associated protein 31D3-like. Lineage: Eukaryota; Metazoa; Chordata; Mammalia; Rodentia; Muridae. The record is from RefSeq and is a predicted model, not a curated record. The transcript is spliced from 4 exons. The coding region runs from base 85 to 3978 and encodes 1297 amino acids.